Messenger RNA from Homalodisca vitripennis (glassy-winged sharpshooter), 570 nucleotides. RefSeq names its product jerky protein homolog-like. The coding region runs from base 1 to 570 and encodes 189 amino acids. Gene Ontology annotation, cellular component: nucleus. Lineage: Eukaryota; Metazoa; Arthropoda; Insecta; Hemiptera; Cicadellidae. The record is from RefSeq and is a predicted model, not a curated record. The transcript has a single exon. Gene Ontology annotation, molecular function: DNA binding.
AUGUCAGCAGAUGCAACAUCGGUGAGUGAACUUGUGGUCAAACUGGCAAAGAUGAUACAACAAGAGAAGCUUGUCCCAGAUCAGGUCUAUAGCAUCGACGAGACCGGGCUGAAUUUCAAACGAUUGCCACAAAAGACAUUCUCUGUUGGGGAUUCAAGUUCAGCUUCAGGGUUUAAACUAAAAAAAGAGCGUAUAACAGUUGCCCUGAGUUCAAAUGCAUCUGGGGAGCAUAAACUCCCACUUUUGGUCAUCGGUAAAUCCAAGAAACCCAGAGCCUUCAAACACAUUAAUGUUUCUUCUCUUCCUGUGGUUUAUCGUGCCCAGAAGUCAGCGUGGAUGGACUCAAACAUCUUUAUUGACUGGUUCGUAAACGAAUUCAUUCCUAAAGUCAAGAAAUUCUUAAUGGAGCAUAAGUUGCCAGAAAAAGCUAUUUUAGUGCUCGAUAACGCUGGAACUCAUCCCCGUGAACUAGAGUGUGAAGAUGCUCCCGGAAUAAAAUUGUUUUUUCUACCUGCCAAUGUUACAAGUCUUAUCCAACCUAUGGACCAGGGUGUAAUUGAAUGUAUGUAA